UCCUAAACAAGCGUUGGGUUUGACUUUCUGCAUUUGCAUGUGUCUCGAUGUCUCAACAUCUAUAAAAUCACAUAUUUUAUCUCCUACACAAUCAUCAAACACAUCUGCAAAUUCUAGGUUUAUUUUCUUCUCUUCAUUUUUGGGAUUAAAGCACUUGGUCUUUUCUCAAUGGUAACAAAGAAUGUGAUAUGCUUCCCUUUUCUCCUCUUCUUCACUGGUUAUGCAGCAGGAGAGGUCCUCUUCUCAACACUCAACCCCACUCUUGUGGUUCAAGCAUCUCCCAAAGCUGGGAAUGUUUUAAAUGUGGGUGAGGAUCACAUAACUGUGACAUGGUCCUUGAACCAGUCUCUGCCUCAUGGAACAGACCAACAAUAUAAGAGGAUAACGAUUAAGCUGUGCUAUGCACCUUUGAGCCAAAAGGACAGGGCAUGGAGGAAGACAGUGGAUGAUAUGAAGAAAGAUAAGACAUGCCAAUUCAAGAUAGCAGCUCAACCUUACAACCCCAACAACUCAACAGUCACCGUCUCUUGGCUCAUAGAGAGAGAUAUUCCUACUGCUACUUAUUUCAUUAGAGCUUAUGCCUCGGAUUCUCAAGACAAUAAAUUGGCCUAUGGCCAAACCACCAACAAGAACAAGACCACUAAUCUCUUUGAAAUUCAAGGCAUUACCGGUAGACAUGCUUCUCUCGACAUCGCAGCUGCUUGCUUCUCCGCCUUUUCGGUGUUCUCUCUCUUUGGCUUCUUCAUUAGGGAGAAGUGGGCUGCGAAGCGCGCACAAAAGAAGUGAGAGAGGUAAAGGGACCAUAAGAAUUAGGGGUUGUUUGUACAAUUUGUUGCUGCUUAUGUUUCUAUUGACUUUCAUGGAGAUAGAGAGAGGUUUCCUAACGAUGUUUGAGAAGCGUGCUUGAGAUAAAUCAAACCUUUGUCACUAAAAUACUGUUUAGUUUAGUGAUGGGUGGUUCAAAAUCUGUGAUCUGUGUUCAAAUCUCUCUCUUUCUCUCUGUUAUUUCACAAGCUCUCUGUUUUCUUGAAUGUUA
Messenger RNA from Amborella trichopoda, 1036 nucleotides. RefSeq names its product high-affinity nitrate transporter-activating protein 2.1. The record is from RefSeq and is a predicted model, not a curated record. Gene Ontology annotation, biological process: nitrate transmembrane transport; response to nitrate. Gene Ontology annotation, molecular function: nitrate transmembrane transporter activity. Gene Ontology annotation, cellular component: plasma membrane. NCBI's taxonomy places the organism in Eukaryota, Viridiplantae, Streptophyta, Magnoliopsida, Amborellales, Amborellaceae.